CUCAUCCCUGGUGUGGGAUGACGUCAAAUUCAAGAUGGAUGGAAUCACGACUAGCGCGCAGAAAUCUAGGCAACAGUGAAUAAAGUCCCGGCUGCGAGGAGGAAAGAGCAGACAGACGACGGGCAGGCCAUGGAGAGCCUAGUGCAUUACAGCAAUCCCUCCCAUGCCCUCUCAGUGUUAGCGUUCCUCAAUGAGCAGCGUCUGCGGGGCCAGAUGUGUGAUGUAGUCCUGGUUGUGGCAGACCAGAGGUACCAGGCCCAUAAGAGUGUUCUGGCUGCCACCAGUGAGUAUUUUCAGUCCCUGUUCACACGGAUGGAUGCAGAGUCACUGAAAGUUGUAAACCUGGACUUCUGUGAGCCUGACGCCUUUGAGAUAGUUCUGAAUUACAUCUACUCCUCCUCACUUUUUGUGGACAAAGGCAGCCUGGCAGCCAUUCAAGAGCUGGGCUACAGCCUGGGAAUCCCUUUCCUCACCAACAUAGUGUCAACAAGGCCACACGCAUCCUACUGUGUGUCAAGAAAAAGGCUUUCGUUCUCGGAAGGGGAUGAGAACGAUGUCCAGACGAGGAGCGUCAUUGUGCGUCGGGUCCGAAAUGACACACCCCAUCCCUCGCACUUAAAUUAUCAGAGAAAAACAUCAGAGAGAUCAUCAUCUCCCCACUCUACUCGAGAGUCAGCUCUGCCUCCAGCAGUACACAACUCAUAUGAAUCAGUCCAGAACUGUGACUCCAUCAGCAGGAAAUCAUCUGAACAGAGUGAAGCUGCAGAGAGGAAGUCCACCUAUCCAUACACAUCCAUAUUAAAAGGGAACUCAUCCCACAUCACAUCUGUUAGGCCCCAGCUGACAUCCUCAGUGUCUUUCAGUGAUGCGGAAGUGCAGCACAUCAGGCUGCAGUCUGGCACUGACCAGGACACUAAACAGGAGAAUGACGAGCUGGAGACCCACUAUCACACCAAAGUGCCCUUUCAGGAUCGGGCCCCUGAGCCAAGCCAGACCAUUGACAGGAGCGGGCCACUCAUAAAAAGCCUACUCCGAAGAUCAUUAUCCAUGGACAGCCCUGUUCCAGUCUUCUCACCCACACUGGAGCUCAAGGUGCUGCAAAAUCGUGAACAGUCAGUUGUGAAAAUGGCAUCAAAAGCGUCUGGGCCAGAGACAUCUGCUCACAAUGGCAAUUCAAAAAGAACAUCUCCGCUGGUUCUCAGGUCAAAGUACCCCAGCAGGUAUGAUGAAAAAACUCAGGUAGAAAGAGAGGUCAGUGUGAAGGCUGAGCCCAGCAGUCCACUCGCUGAUCCCAUGGACAUUGUUCGAAUUACAGUUGGAGAUGCAUUGCCAGUCAAUCUUAAAGACUUGCAAACUAAUUAUGACCAAGGUCUCAGGCCAGACUUCAAUCCUUUUGGGAAAAGGAAGGACAACAGAAGGUACCCAUUCAAGAAGAACAAAAUAUUUAAAGAACAUACCCUCCCACUUGAUAAGAAAAUGUCAGAAACAGUACCUCAGAGUGCCAGCAGUGACUCCAAUGAAAACUGCGAGGAGCUGCCUCAGAACAAGAUUUUCAAAUGCUGGAACUGUUUAAAGGUUUUCAGGUCCAGUGCUGGGCUACAUCGUCACGUAAACAUGUAUCACAACCCUGAAAAGCCGUAUGCUUGCGACAUCUGCCACAAGCGCUUCCAUACCAACUUCAAAGUGUGGACUCACUGCCAAACUCAGCAUGGUGUAGUACAAAACCCAGCCUCAUCCUCCAGCUCCUCUGUACUGGACGAUAAAUUUCAAAAGAAGUUGAUAGAUAUUGUGCGAGAGAGGGAAAUAAAGAAAGCCUUGCUUUGGAAGUUAAAGAGGAAUAAGCAGGGGUUGCAGUCUCCUUCAAUCCCCAAAAAGAGAUCAAGGCCUAGCUUCAUAUGUCCUUACUGUGGAAAAGUAUUUGUGUUCCAGUCUCAGUACAGACAGCAUUUAAGGACACAUCCUGCUGAAAAAGCUGACCAGGACACAGCGAACGAGAGCAUCCUCUGCCAGGAACAGGAUGAGAACAUUCAACAGAAGAACACAGAUGCUGGUGUUUACUCCUGCAGACUUUGCAAUAUGAAGCUGUCUUCACUCUUUGAGCAGGGGGACCAUGAGAGGGGCUGUCGGCAUGCAACUGUAUGCCCCUACUGUGGUCUCCGAUUCUCCAGUCAAACAGUCAAGAAGGACCAUGAGGCACAUUGUAAGUACAAGAAACUGACAUGCCUGGAAUGCAUGCGGACCUUCAAGUCCUCCUUUAGCAUAUGGCGCCACCAGGUGGAGGUCCACAACCAAAACAUGAUGACAGCUAAAGAGCAGAUUCACCUGAAGCAACAAGAGAACAAUGAAGAGGCGUCUGAAAUGCUCAUAGAGGAGCAUUACAGUGAUGAGCCUCUAGCACCCAGGAGCUCAAGAGAGAACAUCACUUACAGUGACUCAUCAGGUCCACCCAUGUACGAUUCAGACUCCUCAUCCUAUGUGCCUGAGGACCUCAGCACGGGCCGCCAUGGCAGGCUGGUAGUGAAAGAAGAGCCGGUAGAGGAGGCUGUGAGUGAGAUGGAAAACACAGAGACUGGCAAAUCUGGGCCUGAGGAAGCCGGUGUCUGGCCAUGCGAGAAAUGCGGCAAUCUUUUCAGCUCUCGCAAAGACCUGGAACGACACCAGGAGCUGCUGUGCCACAUCAAACCAUUCAUCUGUCACAUCUGCAACAAAGCCUUCAGGACCAACUUCCGCCUUUGGAGCCACUUCCAGUCUCACAUGUCAACUGCUAACGAACCCGGAGCCAAAGAGAUCGACAGAGCCCCCUCGCCUCUGUCUCCCUCCCCCCCCACAACCCCUCAGACCUCUGAACGUCCCUCCCCACAGGCCUCUGUGCUCAAAUCCACCCAGACGACGGCGCCAGUCGCUGCAGUAAUUGCCGAGGAGUCCAGUAGCCCAGAGCCCUGUGGCUCCUCAGGGAGCAAGACGAAGAGGCCGGAACUAGAACGGCAACCCAGCAGCCACAGCCCUCGGUCGAGGUCCAACAGCAUGGAGAAUGCAGGUGGCCCUCAGGAAUCAGACACACUCUUUUACCAUGCACCGUCUCUCUCUGCCCUGACGUUUAAGAGGCAGUACAUGUGUAAACUCUGUCACAGGACCUUCAAAUCAGCCUUUAGUCUCUGGAGCCAUGAGCAGAGUCAUAGUCACGUGUAAGCAUCAGGCGAGUUAUAGAGACAACUGAGAGACGAUAUUUAAUAUUCAUGUAAACACACCUCAUCCUGCAAAACGAAGACUUUGAAUGUAUAGCUUAUUUGCUUGCCUCCAAUGUCAUAUAU
Molecule: messenger RNA, 3311 nt
Organism: Etheostoma spectabile (orangethroat darter)
Lineage: Eukaryota; Metazoa; Chordata; Actinopteri; Perciformes; Percidae
Gene: zbtb21
Product: zinc finger and BTB domain containing 21
Exons: 2
Coding region: 130-3189 (1019 amino acids)
Biological process (GO): regulation of transcription by RNA polymerase II
Cellular component (GO): nucleus
Molecular function (GO): protein binding; DNA-binding transcription factor activity, RNA polymerase II-specific
Source: RefSeq, a predicted model, not a curated record